This is a messenger RNA of Nothobranchius furzeri (turquoise killifish), 1749 nucleotides long. Its product is annotated as kynurenine--oxoglutarate transaminase 3. Gene Ontology annotation, molecular function: pyridoxal phosphate binding; L-kynurenine:2-oxoglutarate transaminase activity. NCBI's taxonomy places the organism in Eukaryota, Metazoa, Chordata, Actinopteri, Cyprinodontiformes, Nothobranchiidae. Gene Ontology annotation, biological process: biosynthetic process. Gene Ontology annotation, cellular component: mitochondrion; cytoplasm. The record is from RefSeq and is a predicted model, not a curated record.
AAAAGCCGCGAUUCAGAGAGAAAUCGGCUCAACUUCAGGCUCAGGAACUUGAACUUGCCCUUAAAUUUUCCAGGGAUAAAUAUAGGAGCGUGUCCCGCUGAGGCUGGCAGAAACAAAGCAGUAACUCCGUCUGCGUCUGAGAGAAACUAACGGAAACUACCGCGCCGUCUCUUUCUGGGUUCUUACCUUGUUUUAGCCGGGAGCUGCACGAGAACUUGGGCAACGUGGACGGCCACGCGGUUCGGUCCCGUUCUCUGUUCUGCCCGCUAACCGUUCUGGAUCCUCGUCCGGACCGACAGGGGCGGAGACUUCAAAAGAAACCCCAUCCGACUUCUGUUUUUGAUUACACGAUGUCAUCCAAACACACACCUGCAAGAAGAAUAGAGGGACUGGACAAAAAUGUCUGGGUGGCGUUUACCUCUGUGGCUGCUGACCCAUCCAUCGUUAACCUGGGCCAAGGCUACCCAGACAUUCCUCCACCUUCUUAUGUCAAAGAGGCUUUGGCGAAGGCUGUGGCAGUGGACCGCUUGAACCAGUACACCAGAGGAUUUGGUCACCCAUCUCUGGUGAAGGCCCUUUCUCAGGUUUAUGGGAAGGUGUACGGCCGUCACAUUGACCCCCUCAAAGAAGUCCUGGUCACAGUUGGAGGUUAUGGUUCCUUAUUUAACUCCAUCCAGGGCCUGGUCGAGGAAGGAGAUGAGGUCAUCAUAAUUGAACCUUUCUUUGAUUGCUACGUUCCUAUGGUGCGGAUGGCUGGGGCCAAGCCUGUGUUGAUCCCCUUACGGCCUAAGUCUGGAACAAAGACAGUCACGAGUGCUGACUGGUUUCUUGAUCCGGACGAGCUUUCUGAUAAAUUCACCUCCAGGACGAAAGCCAUCAUCAUCAACACUCCAAACAACCCAAUUGGGAAGGUUUUCACCAGAGACGAGCUGCAGAUGAUCGCAGACCUGUGCAUCAAACACGACACGCUGUGCUUCAGCGACGAGGUUUAUGAGUGGCUCGUCUACAAGGGACACCAGCACGUCAAGAUUGCCACUCUGCCUGGAAUGUGGGACCGGACAAUAACGAUCGGUAGUGCAGGGAAAACGUUUAGUGUUACUGGAUGGAAGCUUGGCUGGUCUAUAGGACCCGAGCACCUGAUAAAACAUCUUCAGACGGUCAUGAUGAAUAGUCUGUACACCUGUCCAACACCUUUACAGGAAGCAGUGGCACAAGGUUUCCUUGUGAACUAUGAGCUGAUGGGCCAGCCCGAGUGUUACUUCUCCUCUCUUGCUGAAGAACUUGAGGGAAAGCGGGACCGUCUAGCUGCCAUCCUGCAGGAGGUCGGCAUGACUCCCAUCAUCCCAGAGGGAGGUUACUUCAUGCUCGUGGACGUCACAUCUCUCAACCAGGACCUGACACACAUGACUGACGAUGAGGCCUAUGACUACAAGUUUGUAAAAUGGAUGAUUAAGGAAAAGAAAUUAGCUGCUAUUCCCGUCACAGCGUUUGUCGGAGAAGAAUCCCGGAAGCAGUUUGAAAAAUACAUUCGCCUUUGUUUUAUAAAGAAGGACUGCACUCUGGAAGCAGCAGGAAACAUCUUGAAAAACUGGAGAAAAGUUUAGCCUUUUGUGAAGACUGGAGCUCUGUGUCUGAGCCGGAGGAAUGGAGAUGAACAGCAGAUUAACCUGCAAAUAGAAGAUUUUAUAAAUAUUUGAUCUGUGUCCUGAGGAUCCCUCAGUAAACACAAUUAAACAAGUGAAUGAACCC